Ceratina calcarata is the source of this 2698-nucleotide messenger RNA. Its product is annotated as DNA repair and recombination protein RAD54B. Lineage: Eukaryota; Metazoa; Arthropoda; Insecta; Hymenoptera; Apidae. Gene Ontology annotation, molecular function: DNA translocase activity; ATP binding. Gene Ontology annotation, cellular component: nucleus. The transcript has 10 exons. The record is from RefSeq and is a predicted model, not a curated record. The coding region runs from base 243 to 2678 and encodes 811 amino acids. Gene Ontology annotation, biological process: double-strand break repair via homologous recombination; reciprocal meiotic recombination.
UCUUAUUUAUCUUUAUUUUCGUAUUGCAAUUAAAUAAAACUGAUGUAAUAAAUUUGUGUCACCACGAUAAUUCCUAUUUUGCGCGGGAACGACGACUUUGACUGUAGCUUGAAACAGUUUGAAAAUCCGUACCGUAAAUCGUAAACUGAUCAUAUUCGAGAACAUUUAAAAAAGCUUUUCAUACAAUUUAUGGAUAUAAACAUUGCUUACAACCCUUACAACGCGUUAUAAAAGUACUAAACAUGUAUCGUAAACCGAGCACCAGUUUUAAGCAGAGUGUGAAAAGCGCAGAGCAAACUUUUGUCAGGAAUACUUCGACAAUUCUCAAUUUAUUUAAGAAACCUGUUAAAGAUUCUAAUGAAGCAGUACAGACAGAGAAUGUUCCAAAUAUCAAAGAUGAAAACAAUAUUGCUUCUGUUAAAAAUUCACCCAUUAUUGGUAAUAAUAAAGUUACUUUUAAUGUAGUAAUAGGCAAAAGAUCUAAUAGGAAACAUAAGAUAUGGGAGGAUGAUGGAACAUUAGAAGUCAUAGGGAAACAAGCAGUUUUGAAAGAUGCAGAAGGUAAUGUUAUCCAGAGAACCACAGUUAAUCCAGAAACUCUUGAAGAGGGAUUUAGAAUGUGCAUAAGCAAUAAAGAAAUUGAGAUAAUUGAUAGAGUAACAUCUGAAUGUCUGCCUACUAAAUCUGAACAAGAAAAAAUUAUAGAACCACCCCCAAAAAAGUUAAAAACGUCCAAUUCUAAAUCUAGUCUUCCAUUAGCAUCUUUGCAUAAAGAUUUAAAAUUGGGACAUGAGUCAUUGAUAAUGCCUUCCAUAAGUGAAUCGAAAGAGUGGACCGAGGAUGCUGUAUCAGAAAAUGAAAUAGAAGUAUCUGUAGAUGCUUGUUUGGCAAAUAUACUUAGACCACACCAGCGUUAUGGUGUUAUAUUUUUAUAUGAAUGUAUUAUGGGAAUGAAAGUACCCAAUUAUUUUGGAGCGAUUUUGGCUGAUGAUAUGGGUCUUGGAAAAACAUUACAGUGCAUCACAGUCAUUUGGACUCUGCUAAAAAAGGGACCAUAUAGACGUCCAAUAUUGAAGAAUGCAUUGAUAGUAACUCCUAGUAGUCUUUGUAACAAUUGGAAUAAAGAGUUUAAGAACUGGUUGGGUUUUCAUAGAAUAUGUCCAUAUGUAGUGGACGGGAAAAAUAAACCAAAUGCUUUUAAAAAGCAAAUAAGAAAUUCAGUUAUGAUCAUUAGCUAUGACAUGCUUAUCAGAUGUGAAGAAGAAAUCGGGCAAAUCAAUUUUGAUUUGAUUGUAUGUGAUGAAGGCCAUAGAUUAAAAAACAGUAAUAUAAAAGCAGCGAAGAUUUUGACUAGCUUUAAUUGUAAAAGAAAAAUUCUUCUGACUGGAACUCCCAUACAAAACGAUUUACAAGAAUUUUUCACUUUGGUUGAUUUUGUAAAUUCUGGUAUACUGGGCAAAUAUUCUGAAUUCAAAAGUUAUUACGAAAAUUCUAUUGUAUCGUCACAGUGUCCCAACGCAACGUCUCAAGUUGUAUCCCUUGGGCGUGAAAGAGCUAAUGAAUUGCAAGAGAAAACGAAAUGUUUUAUAUUAAGGCGCACACAAGAAACAAUCAAUAAAUAUUUGCCUUCUAAACAUGAAUUAAUCAUAUUCUGUCGUUUGUCAGACGAGCAGAAAGACUUAUAUUCCCAAGUCACGGACUCUUGGUUCGUCAAAAGUUCAUCUGAUAAUAGUAUACCGCAUUUAACAGUAAUAACAGCUCUUAAAAAAAUUUGUAAUCAUCCCGAAUUAUUUUACAACGACAAGAAUGAACUUCUUAGUGAUUUGAAGAGAGAUAAAAUUUCUGAUGCAAGACGUAUCACAAUGAAAGACUAUUGUGGGAAAGUUUCGAUUGUACGAACAAUAUUGAGAAACUUAAAAAAUACAAAUGAGAAACUAGUAUUAAUUUCAUAUUAUACACAAACAUUGGACUUAUUAGAAAAUGUUUGCAAUAUGGAAAGUUUAGAAUUUCUUAGAUUGGACGGUAGUACAACCAGUAACGCAAGACUGCAGAUUGUAGAACGAUUUAAUUCACGGACCGAUAGCAGCAAAGUAUUUUUAUUAAGCGCGAAGGCUGGCGGUGUUGGACUGAAUUUACCCGGUGCGUCCAGGCUUAUAUUAUUUGAUUCCGACUGGAAUCCAGCGUCUGAUUCGCAAGCUAUGGCAAGAAUUUGGAGGGAUGGCCAAAAGAAGGAUGUUCAUAUAAUACGAUUACUGACAACAGGUACUAUCGAGGAAAAAAUUUUUCAAAGGCAAAUUAGCAAAGCAGGCUUAAGCGAGACUAUAAUAGACUCAAAGUCUUUUGCUUCACUUAAAUUGUCCAUGAGUGAAUUAAAGGAUUUAUUUACGUUAACGACGGAUACGAAUUCUUCAACACACGAUUUAAUGAAGUGUUCUUGUAAUGGGUACACAGAGAUGGAUGAAUCUUUGGAAGAACCACAGCAAAAAAAUGAUAGAGAGUAUCAGCUCCUCUUAAAAGAUGAAGAAUCAAAAUCAAAUCUGACUAUAAAUCAGCUUUUGAAAUGGGAACAUUAUCAGCAGCCGAUUCCCGAUAAAAUAAUUCAAGAAAUUAUGUUAUCAGAAAUAUCUGAUAAUAUAACUUUUAUAUUGAAACAUUCUAUAUUAAAAAAGAUGGAUUAAAUCUGUAACAAAAUAUUUAU